AUGACCUUAGAAGAAGUUGCGAUGACGUACCUAUCCGAAUUGAUUAACAGAAGCUUGGUUCAAGUAUCAGUGAUUGAUUCUAUUGGCGAUGUCAGAAACUGCCAGCUCCAUUAUUUGAUGCGCGAAGUUGUUGUUUCCAAGUCCAAAGAACUGAGUUUCAUUCAAACAUGUCCAGAAAAUUUGUCCAACCAUGAUCAUGUAGCUCGACAUCUUUCCAUCUGCAACAAAUCAAACAAUUUCCCAAUGGUUGUUGGUAAUUAUCAAACUCAUUCAGCAAUUUUCUUUGACAUAGAAGAGUUACCUAAAUCUUUCUGCUUCUUACAGUUCACAAAGUCCAAAUUGUUGAAAGAACUGGACUUUGAAGGGGCCCCAUUGACUUAUAUUCCAGAGGAACUGGGAAAUCUGUUCAAUUUGAAAUACUUGAGCAUAAGGGACACAAAGGUGAAAAAGCUCCCAAGAUCUUUAGCUUACUACAAAGAUAAACAAAGCAUCUACAGUAUCAAUAGUCGAAGAGGGAGGAAGUUAUAUUCCAACUUUGGGAGCUUAGAGUCCUUAGAAAAGCUGUAUGAGGUGGACUUGGAGGCCUACAGUGGUGGUAACUUCUUUCACGAGUUAGCAAGAUUGAAGCAGUUGAGAAAACUAUGCAUCACUAAACUAAAAUCAGAAAGUGGGAAUGCUUUAUGUGAUGCAAUACAGCAGAUGAUCCACCUUCGGUCAUUGAGAAUUUCUUCUAUAAAAGAGGAAGAGCUUCUUCACCUACAUACAAUCUCAUCCCCUCCAGUUUUUCUCUGUUGCCUCAGGCUACGAGGAAGAUUAAUGAAGUUACCUGGUUGGAUUUAUGAACUGAGGAACCUUACAAAACUUACCUUAGAAUGGUCAAGAAUAUCAGAUGAUUCACUUCAAAUCCUUGGUGUUCUACCAAAUUUACUCUUCUUUUGGAUUUUUGAGGGAUACAGUGGAGCUCAACUGCAUUUUCACAAGAAUCACUUUAAGAAACUCAAGGACUUGAGGCUUUGCUGGUUAAAUGAUUUAAAGAGACUGAUAAUAGAUGAAGGAUCAUUAACACUUGUAGAACAUCUAGAACUUGGACCUAGCCCCCAAUUCGAGGAGUUGCCUGCUACCAUUUCUCAUCUAAAAUGUCUGAAGACCAUUUAA
Messenger RNA from Gossypium raimondii (Peruvian cotton), 1155 nucleotides. Its product is annotated as disease resistance protein RPM1-like. The record is from RefSeq and is a predicted model, not a curated record. The transcript has 2 exons. Lineage: Eukaryota; Viridiplantae; Streptophyta; Magnoliopsida; Malvales; Malvaceae. Bases 1 to 1155 code for a protein of 384 amino acids.